CAGAAGUCGCCAGCACGUGGCAGAGCAACAACGUUUGAAAUGAGCAGCAGGUCACUUCUCUUAGUGAAAAGCAAGAGGUUUCUGCAUUCACACGGGUCUCGGAGUUAAGGAAAUCAAGGAGGAAUCAGAACUUUCUGCAGAGUAUAACAACACUCAUCUGUCUGAUAACAUCUACAUGUACGGACUGUCAGGAAUAAGAAGAGGCUGUGCUCCUGCUGCUGAACACCAAUGAUGUAUUUGAACCUCUCCAACGGAUCCAACUGUUCUUGUUUUUGUAUCGGCAAUGAGGUAAAUCCAUCUAAUUCAACUGCUGAAGCCACUGUAUCUUUCUUCCUUGGAAGCCUUGCAUUAUUAGUAACAGUCUCAAAUAUUUUAGUUCUGUAUGCUGUAUUUAUAGAGCGAACACUCCAUACUGCUGGAAAUCUGUACAUUGUUAGUCUUUCAGUUUCUGAUUUUAUAGUAGGCAUUAUCGCCAUUCCACUCAACAUUCUUCAUUACUUCAGAUUUAUAAAUAAAGAGAAGGUUAAUACACAUCUUUGCAAGUUUUGGCUGAUCACUGAUUAUGUGGCAAGCACAGCUUCAAUACUAAGCAUUUUACUGCUUUGUGUGGAUCGAUAUCGUGCUGUAUGUCAACCGCUUAAAUAUCUGAGAUAUCGUACUAGAGCAAUGGCAAGUGCAUACAUCUUAGGAGUAUGGAUUCUUUCUUUCCUCUGGAUCAUUCCUAUUACAUUUUCAGUAGAUAUUAAAGAUAGCGAAAAUUAUAUUUGUGAAACAAACUUCUGUUGUAAUGCCAAAAUUAAGAUCCCUGCUGCUGUGAUAAAUUUUUAUAUACCUUGUUUUAUCUUGUUGCUGUUUUAUGCAAACAUUUAUAGCACUAUUAGAAAACGAUUUAGUAACAUGGAAAAUAUUAAGCAUUUUUCAUCUAAAAUUAUAAAAAAAAAAUCAGUACGCAGCAAUGGGACACAAACCAUGACUUUAGACCAACAAAGUAAUACAAUAUCUUCUGAUGUUAUGGAAGAAGAAAACAUGAGUGAACAUAUGUUGCCAGCAUCAAUUUCCAACAAUCCAAAACAUGGCAUUGGAGAGAAUGAUUCAGUAAGCACACAUGUUCAGAACAAAAUUGAAGCAUCUGAAAACUUAAAAAUGUUGAAACAUAGUGGAAUAUUACAAAGUGAUGGCAAUAUGCAGUACAUUAAAAAUACUUUGCUAAGUCAACAGCCUAUAUCAGGGAGCAAUGUCAAAGACAAACAAGAACAAAAGGAAAGUGUUAGUUUCCAAACAUCUUUUUGGCAAAGACUUUGCUGUUGCUGUUCUAAACAGUCUUUCCAAGAACUUUCUCUUAAACAGGAAGCAAAAGCUGCUAAACAGUUGGGAAUUAUAAUAGCUGCAUUUAUGAUAUGUUGGAUUCCUUAUUUUGUAACAUUUAUUAUUAGACCACUGUGUUCCUGCUGCAUUUCAUAUGAAGUGCAAAUGUUUACUGUCUGGCUUGGCUAUGCAAAUUCUGCAUUAAAUCCAUUUAUUUAUGUGUGGAUGAACUCAAAUUUUAGGAAGCCAUUCAAAUGUCAAAAUGUCUUAAAUAGUUAGUGUAUGAAUUAAUAUGUCUAUUUUCCCUAGAAAUAAAAUAAAAAUGGUAUCAGAAAUCUGAAGGAUCAUUAUG
This is a messenger RNA of Protopterus annectens (West African lungfish), 1657 nucleotides long. RefSeq names its product histamine H1 receptor-like. Gene Ontology annotation, cellular component: plasma membrane. The transcript has 3 exons. Lineage: Eukaryota; Metazoa; Chordata; Ceratodontiformes; Protopteridae. Gene Ontology annotation, biological process: adenylate cyclase-activating adrenergic receptor signaling pathway. Gene Ontology annotation, molecular function: G protein-coupled acetylcholine receptor activity. The coding region runs from base 229 to 1584 and encodes 451 amino acids. The record is from RefSeq and is a predicted model, not a curated record.